Molecule: messenger RNA, 792 nt
Organism: Endocarpon pusillum Z07020
Lineage: Eukaryota; Fungi; Ascomycota; Eurotiomycetes; Verrucariales; Verrucariaceae
Exons: 1
Coding region: 1-792 (263 amino acids)
Source: RefSeq, a predicted model, not a curated record
AUGCCUACCUUCGCUAUUCUCGGCGCAACCGGCAACACGGGUCAAGCCAUUCUCACUCUUUUGCUGAAAGACUCCUCUGUGAAAGUUCGCUGCUUCGUACGCUCCGCGAAGAAGCUGCACGGGCAGUCGUCGGAGCUUCGAGACAACAAGCGCGUUAGAAUCUUCGAAUCGUCACUCAACGACAUUCCCGUCCUCGCUGAAUGUAUCGCUCCCUGCGAUGCAGUCUUCUCGUGCAUCGCGACGGAAGAGAACACGCCGGGAUGUUCCAUUGCGCUGGAAACAGGGCAUGCGGUCGUGGCGGCACUGAGUCACAUCCGAUGUGUGCAGAAGAGCUCGGCGGCGCUGCCGCGGAUCAUUGUGCUCAGCAGCGGAACCAUCAAUGACCGUCUCUGCCGCGAAACCCCGACCUGGGCGCGGUACUUGGUCUGGACUGGUUUCAGUCACAUCUACGCCGACCUUCAACGCGCACAAGCUUACUACGCGCUGCACCGCUCGUGGAUGACCGCUAUUUUUGUACAGCCGGGAGGGCUCGUACACGACAAGCAGUCGGGUCACGCAGUGACUACGGAGAGGGACGAAACAUUUUUGAGCUACUUGGACUUGGCCGCGGGUAUGAUCGAAUGCGGGUCGAAAGAUAGAGCCGAUACGGAAUGGGACUGGGUGGGCGUGAGCGUGGUCCCGACCGGAAAGACAAGAAUCAAUUUCAAGGCGCCGUUAGCGAUACUGAGGGGUUGUGUAUGGACCAUACUACCACCGCUGUACUGGGUCUUUCAUUCGGCGGGACUGGUCUGA